UGCGCGUCUGCGGAUCUGCCGCGUGAUAGGGCGGAGGAUCCGCGUGCACUCAUCCUGAAGAAAAAAAUAAAUAAAACGCUGUUCAUUCACAGAGAAGCUGGUGGUGGCUAUUUUUAGGAGGAGGAGGUGACAGGCAGCAGACGCCUUUGCAAAUAUUCCCAUCGCCUCGCUCCCUCCUUGAACUAACGAAGGAUGCCAGCGUAAAGCCGCGCAUAAGGAAGCUGCGUGCGGCACCGCGGGAACGUUUUACAGGCGGUUUUACCUCGUUUGUGGAGAAAAAUUUCCACCGUGCUCAUCGCAAACGACGCCACCGGUGUUCCUGAGUUCCUGAACGUAGGAUUAGAUCGGAAACGUUAGUGCUGCUGCUGCGGAUAAAUUCGGGGUUUUAUUACAGCUUCACUGUUUUGGAGCCGGGACACCGAGCGAGCUGUGAGGCGCAGAGCAGAGAGAGCGCAUCAGAUCCACCCAGCAGAGAUGGCAAAGGCAGACCAGCGUUUCGGCCAGCGGGAUGGCUCCGACCAGAACUUUGACUACAUGUUCAAACUGCUAAUCAUCGGCAACAGCAGCGUUGGAAAAACAUCCUUCCUGUUCCGCUAUGCUGACGACUCCUUCAGCAACUCCUUCGUCAGCACCGUGGGCAUCGACUUCAAGGUGAAGACAGUGUAUCGCAACGACAAGAGGAUCAAGCUCCAGAUCUGGGACACGGCAGGACAAGAGCGUUACCGCACCAUCACCACGGCCUACUACCGUGGCGCCAUGGGCUUCAUCCUCAUGUAUGACAUCACCAACGAGGAGUCCUUCAACGCCGUCCAAGACUGGGCCACUCAGAUUAAGACCUACUCAUGGGAUAACGCUCAGGUGAUCAUGGUGGGCAACAAGUGCGACAUGGACGAGGAGAGGGUCGUACCUCCAGAGAAAGGAAAACACCUCGCCGACCAGUUAGGCUUCGAGUACUACGAGGCGAGCGCCAAGGAGAACAUCAACGUGCGGCAGGUCUUCGAGCGCCUGGUGGACAUCAUCUGUGUGAAGAUGUCAGAGCGCGUGGACGUCGAUGUGCCGGUGGCUCCCGGCUCCAAGACCACCAGACUGACCGACAAGCCCGCUCAGCUACCUCAGAAGUGCUGCUGAUCGUCCAUCGCUGUCACACCUCUGCUGUCGCCCUGUCUCCCCCCCACACUCUCAAGAAAAAGAAAAAAAAAACAGAUUAACUAUUGUUACAUUCCUCAUCACACUCUCUCUGCUUCAGUCCAUGUUUGUGAGCGGCCCUUAAUCACUACGCCUACUGCUGUCUCUGCUAACUAGCAUUUAUAUAGCCUGUGUCACUCCUUUCCUGCCCCCACGUAUCUGAGGUUGGCCCUUACGUAGAUGGAGCAGUAAAGGCAGCGCUGUACUCCAAACAAAACUGAAUUUGGUGUGUUUGAAAAGGCUGCAGAACCACUGAAUAUAUACGUAGCUGUGAAGAAAUGCUAGUACUGCAACUGUAACCUGGUCUGAUUCUUUAAUGACAUUCAGUUUUGUUUCAGGGGGGCAUGAGAUGUAGUCAGAGGAGGAAAGACUAAAUCACAAUAGAAAUUGGCACAGGAAAUGUUAUAUUUGUGUUCUUCAAACAAAAUCGCAUGCUGUACAUAUGGGUGCACAAUUGAAGCCACAAUACAGAGGAAGCCAUCUUGCUUUUGUGACACAUUUUGUAACCAGAUUCUGCACAGUAGCGGCCCGAGGUGGAGCUGUGGUAUCAGAUGGCCAAUCAAAGCUGUCAUUCAUCUGAAAUACAGCCUUUUAUAUCAUCAAAUAACUUACUAAAAACAAACUUAUAAAAAUGAACAUUCAUACACAGAGCACCUAAAAAUGUACUUGACAUGUACUUCAAUUUUUUAAUUUGGCUCAUGUCCCAUCUGCAAAACCAGGAGGGGGUGGGGUUGAUGACCAUCUUUUUAUACAUUCCAUGAAAAAUAAAAUACGUCUUGCUAGAAGCUUGGUGACACAGGGAAUACCUGCAGGGAUAGAUGA
This is a messenger RNA of Monopterus albus (swamp eel), 2007 nucleotides long. RefSeq names its product RAB3B, member RAS oncogene family (gene rab3b). The transcript is spliced from 5 exons. The record is from RefSeq and is a predicted model, not a curated record. The coding region runs from base 475 to 1128 and encodes 217 amino acids. NCBI's taxonomy places the organism in Eukaryota, Metazoa, Chordata, Actinopteri, Synbranchiformes, Synbranchidae. Gene Ontology annotation, molecular function: GTPase activity; GTP binding.